Lineus longissimus is the source of this 669-nucleotide messenger RNA. RefSeq lists its product as uncharacterized. The transcript has a single exon. Bases 1 to 669 code for a protein of 222 amino acids. The record is from RefSeq and is a predicted model, not a curated record. NCBI's taxonomy places the organism in Eukaryota, Metazoa, Nemertea, Pilidiophora, Heteronemertea, Lineidae.
AUGCUGAAGUUCAACGGAAUUUUGGAACCAAGAACGGGUAACGACGUACUUGUGGCGCGUAUAGUAGCUACCGCUGCGGACGCAACGACGCCAGUUCGGAUCAUGAACCUGGACGACCAGCCACUGCUAGUGCGGGAAGGAAAACUAGUGGGGGACUUCCACAGUUUAGAUCCAACUUCAGAACCACUUGUGAGAGGCACUUACGAGUUGCUUGGGGAAUUCAAUACCAAGGAGGAUACAGACCCUUGGCCAAGAACCCAGGAGGAGUCACAGACUGGUUCCACGCUGCCGUCUGUUGACCUCUUGGGUUGUGAAUUAGACGAAGAACAACUCAACCAUCUCAAGGAUUGUCUACGCCAGAAUUCCGAUGUUUUCAGCAAAACUACGAAUGAUAUUGGGCUCGCCCACCUUGUCACCCACACCAUUGAUACAGGGCCGGUAGCACCAAUAAAGCAGAAACCGAGGCGACUACCCUUUUAUGAACGCGACACGGUCUUUGGACAGGUUGGUGACAUGUCCCAGGACAUAAUCGUUGAAAAUUGUACCGGGCCGUGGUCAUCACCGGUAGUGCUGGUAAAGAAGAAGAAUGGUGACCUGAGAUUCUGUGUGGAUUACAGAAAGCUGAACGCAGUAACUGACGAAUGCUCACAGCCUUCCGAGGACAGAUGA